CCUCCACUCACAGAGGCACGGCGUGUACUGCAUUGCAACUGUCCAGUCAAUGACUUGGUACCACAAGUAGUUGAAUUUCUUGAGUUUUCACGAGAACGUCCCUGGCUUCAUCGAUGGCGAGCCGAGUUGAAGAUUGAUUGGCGCAGUCUGACACACCAUGUACCCUACGUCUAGCCGAGGAGGAGGAAUAGAGGGAGGUCGCCGCUUUAUUGAGAGACAGCUAACAGUAUAGGUAGAAGGAUAGUUGAAGCACAGGGCGCCGCUGUUUUUACAGGGAGACGAAACACCCGCUAUGCAUUAACCAAGGCCACCCCCCUUCAGUUACUUCCUCCCAAUCACUCAUCCGACGGCUCCAUCUUCACAACCGCACAUAUCUGUCUCACAGAGGGGAUCAGUAUGGGUGAGUCUCGAUAUCUUUUCGUGGUCAAAGAUCCCCAAUCCCAGUCAUUCUCAAGAAGCGAUGAUCAGGAGAGGCGGUUGAUCCACCGUCAUGCCCAGAUCGAAAGCAUGCAUCGACGACGGUUGUCGCCUCAUGCCCAAAUCCACAAGAGCGAGCAACUACCAUUCAUUCAAGUCAAUCCGGGUAUCAAAACUGGCACCAGCAAUAGACGUGAGGUCCAUAGCAUCCCUCGUGUGCCGGCAGACGAGUUGCGCAUCAUUGACCCUUUUGCAACGACCGUUGUCAAUGUGGACCGGAAAGCUCAUGGUCUCCUUCAGUAUUUCAUCCAUGUCUCCCACCCUAGGACGUGGCACUCCGAAGUGCGGGACGACCAUUCCUAUACCUUUCAGAAUGACGUCCUCCCUCUGGUCAAGGGAUGUCUAGAGAACGAGGUGCAUUAUUACACAUUGCUGGCCUCCAUGGCCAGUCAAAUGCAAUACUUUGAGCUGAUGAACCGCGACGACGAAACCACGAGUCAAAUGGCAACAAAAGCCAUCGCCGCUAUUCGCCGGUAUCUCAGGUCGUCGCCUCCUAUUGACCAGAGGCUUAUUUUCGACAUACAUCAAAUGGCCGUCACAGACUUCUACCGAUACGAACUUCAGUCGGCUCUCGUUCAUCUCAAGGCAGCCAGAAGCCUUCUGUUGCAUAUCGGAGGCAUUGAGCGAAUCGACCCUUCACUACGGGAAUGGAUUGUGAUCGGGGACGGCUAUUUGGCAGCAGAACUACUCCAGAAGCCACUGUUUCCUGCUUCGUGUUUCGACCCUGGCCACCUGGACCUGGAACAUGGCGACGUUAUUGGUAGCCAUACUGAUAUUACCACGAAAUGGUUUCAAGAGCCGAAGUAUAUUGAGAUUCUGCCACCCCAGAUGCACCAGGUGCUUCUGGAUUUGGCUGCGACUGUCGACACCAUGCAACGGCAGUCUGAAUCAGAGGCCUCGGAUCGAAAUGCCCCUGCUGGAUCUAAAGCUUCCCUUCACUGGCUCCUUCUGCGAACAAGCGCACUCAGGCACCGACUUUUGGAACUCGAAAUUGACGAUGGCAAAACGGACGCCAUCAGGAUCGUCUUGAUCAUAUGGCUAUUCAUGGUAAUGACCGUGACUGGUCGCAGGCGAACAUGCAAAGUCCUCGCGUCCAAAUUGAAGCGUCGACUCGAAGGCAUUGAACAGGGGGACUGGAACAGAUAUGGAGAUGUCCACCUGUGGGUGCUUCUCGUUGGUGCCAUGUCUUGCGAGACAGGCGAUCGCAGGUGGUUUCUUACAGCAAUUCUAGAGACGGAGCGUCCGGAUUGCUGGGGUACGCACAAAUCGAUUCGGGAAGAUGAGCUUGCAAAGCUGUUCAAACGCUUUGCCUACCUCGAUGCCUACCAGCGGGGCCUGCUGCAAGCUGUCAGCGGCGAUUUGAAUGCUCUGGCGCCACAAACGGCACGGGACGGUGACGAUGCCUCAUCAACGUCCAGACGCUGUUACGACGAGAUCUGAAAAACCCGUGCAUGCAGAAUGCCCGCCCGCCAGGUCCAUGAUCGAGCCUUGGGAGAGCAUCUCUGACGUUGCAAUUGAGCCCCUGCAGCCGACAUUUAGAACUACUGCCCGAUAUGGGCAUGCAAGGGCAAUAUUCGAUUGGCUUGAGAUUUAGGAGUGCAGGGAGAUCCACAAACGACAAGCUUACAAAUGGCCCAGCCGACUGGAAAAUCAAUAGCACAGUCUGACGAGAAAAGGGGUCUGAGGCAGCUACCCUGACUACAAGCUCAAAGCUACCGAAUAUCUAUCUACCACCUAUAUAGAUAGCCUCGCCAAGUAGCAAAAAUUGAACCACUUUGGCCAUCA
Messenger RNA from Cladophialophora immunda, 2262 nucleotides. RefSeq lists its product as uncharacterized. The transcript has a single exon. NCBI's taxonomy places the organism in Eukaryota, Fungi, Ascomycota, Eurotiomycetes, Chaetothyriales, Herpotrichiellaceae. The coding region runs from base 397 to 1917 and encodes 506 amino acids. The record is from RefSeq and is a predicted model, not a curated record.